UUCAAGUUCAUAGUGCUGCACAGUCUCCAUAAAUAAAUCACUAUCUCUAUGAUCAAAGAAUAAAAAAAAGAUCACUAUCUCAAUAAAUAAUACACAAAUUUGUCGCACUAGGAUUAGGACUGCAACUUCAGCUGGUUACACAGCAGCGUGGUCGGCAGAGAUUUACUUCAACAAACUUUGGGGCUAGCUGCAAGUUCUGAGUGAAUGGACGUGUCGUCAAAGAUGGGUUUAGUAAAUUUGUCUCAAGAUAUUGAAGAACUAUGGAAUGAAUGGCAGAUUCGCUCAUUAAUGUUACUUGGUCUCCUUCUUCAAAUCAUCCUCACCGUUUUAGGAGAACGACGGAAGUAUACUGUUGGGCUCGGGGAUAUUCUUUGGUUAGCAUACUUGUCCGCAGAUUCGGUGGCAAUCUUUUCAUUGGGUAUCCUUGCUCGCAGCGUAGCCAACACCACAAAUCCGAACUUGAUUCCAGUGUUUUGGGCACCAAUCCUUCUAGUUCACAUUGGUGGCCCUGGAACUAUCUCUGCUUAUUCAAUGCAUGAAGUCGACAAAUUAUUGAUAAAUCACCUUCUUCAGCUAGUAACCCGAGUUGGAGUGGUUGGUUAUGUCUUGUUCAGGUUGCGAGAAAAUGCCUUCAUGUUGGUAGCCAUUCCCAUCUUUAUUUCAGGAAUGAUCAAGUAUGGUGAAAGGAUUUGGGUUUUGAAAAGAAGCAAGGAAUCCAAUAAUUUGUCACAGCAACCUUCUGCAAAACGACCUUGCAUCCCGAUUAAAGAUUUAUUAAUUUCCUCCACCGAAAGUUCAAGGGAGGUCAGAUAUCUUCAUGAAGCUCGUCUUUUGUUCAAAACUUCUAAUAAGAUGCUGUUCCAAAAUCUUGAUCUCGUCUAUUUCGAUCAAGAAAUCACCUAUUUUUUGGUUUCUGAAAAGAAAGCCGAGGGAGCCUUCCAGUUGACAGAAAUUGAGCUGGGACUCAAGUAUGAUCGCCUUUAUUCUAAGGUGGCAACGAUUUCCUGGCCUCGCUUCAUUCUCCGCUCAGUCACUUUCUUAUCCUCUAUUUUUGCUUUAGUUUCCUUCUCAAUAAUGAUAAAGAGCAAGAGUGUCUAUUCGGAAAUCGAUAGAAUUAUAUCUUACGUGUUGCUGAGUGGAGUUGUCUGCCUUGAAAGUUACUCUAUCAUUGGGCAUCUCUUUUCCGACUGGGCUAUGAUUUGGCUUAGUAGUUGGGAAAAAAAAAUUCCUAAUCUCUAUCGAACCUGUUGUCUUUCACUGCUACAAUAUUUUUCCAGGAAGCGCAAAAGAUGGUCAAGAUUAAUGGGACAACACAACCUAAUAAGUGCUCUAUCAAAGAAACCAGUGAACAACCUUCGUAAGAAGUACUUUCCAGGGAAUUGGAACAUUCAUAGCAGGGAGGGUGUGGACAAGGAUUUAAAAGAAUUGAUCUUCAAACAAGUCAUGGAUAAACGUUCAAAGUUCAAUCCUGAUACCAAUGAUUUCGCUGCCCUCCUUAAGCUAUUGGAAGAGAGAGGUUGCAGUGUGCUUCAAAGCAAGGGUUGUUUCCGUGAAUUGGGAUGGAGUGUGGAUGAUGCAGAAUUCAGUCAUAGCCUCCUCACUUGGCACAUUGCUACUCAUGUUUGCUACAUAGACGAUUCCAAGAAGAACGGUUUUGCAAAUUAUCAAAAGUGCGCAAUGAGCAGAUUAUUAUCUAACUACAUGUUGUAUCUCCUGGUUCAAUGUCCAAAUAUGUUAGCGAUGGAGCUCAGCGGAACAAGGUAUACUGAUACUAGAAUUCAUUUGCAUCGUCUCCUAUUCAUCAGGAAUACUCAUAAAGAAGCGGAGAACAACAAAAUUUCCAUAGAAGAAUUGGAUACAUUAUCGUUUACCGAAGAUCAUGUGAAAGCAUUUUUCAAUGAAUUGCUUCAAAGUCCGUCUACCAUGUUAAAACAAAUUACAGAACAAGAUGAAGAAAACUCAGCCCUACUAGAUGGUUGCAUGCUUGCUAUGUCAUUGCAGUCAUUGCAGACACUGGAUGGCUGGCCAAAUGAAAAGAAAUGGGAAAUGAUAAGUGAAGUGUGGGUGGAAAUGCUGAUGUAUGCUGCAAGUCAUUCUGGAUGGAAGCAGCAUGCUGAUGCACUUGCCCGAGGUGGGGAGCUACUCACUCAUGUCUGUCUUCUCAUGGCACAUCUCGGUUUAAGUAAGCAAUGUCCACCUGCACCAAGUGACGAUUUGGAUGCUCGGUAUAGAAGGCUUGAUGAUAUUCUCGAGACUGUCGACUCUGAGUAUGAGGUAUAGAGUACUAUCUGGGUUUUUUUCGGAUUAGUACUAUUAUUUUUAAUGCUUCAAUUCGGAUGGGGCUUUGUCAUGUACCCAUGAUUAUAUUAUGCCUUUUUGGCUCUAUGCAAUUCCUCUUCAU
Messenger RNA from Populus nigra (black poplar), 2401 nucleotides. RefSeq lists its product as uncharacterized. NCBI's taxonomy places the organism in Eukaryota, Viridiplantae, Streptophyta, Magnoliopsida, Malpighiales, Salicaceae. Bases 205 to 2280 code for a protein of 691 amino acids. The record is from RefSeq and is a predicted model, not a curated record. The transcript has 2 exons.